This is a messenger RNA of Lachancea thermotolerans CBS 6340, 2121 nucleotides long. RefSeq names its product putative serine/threonine protein kinase KKQ8 (gene KKQ8). Gene Ontology annotation, biological process: intracellular signal transduction; intracellular monoatomic cation homeostasis; protein phosphorylation. Gene Ontology annotation, molecular function: ATP binding; protein serine/threonine kinase activity. The transcript has a single exon. NCBI's taxonomy places the organism in Eukaryota, Fungi, Ascomycota, Saccharomycetes, Saccharomycetales, Saccharomycetaceae. The record is from RefSeq and is a predicted model, not a curated record. Bases 1 to 2121 code for a protein of 706 amino acids.
AUGGCUAUGCCCAAAACAUCCCAUGGUGAAAAUUCUGCAGGAGAGAGCGAAUUAAAGAGGUCCAGGUCACUUUCGAACUCCAUAAAGACGCUUUUCAAGUCGACCUCUCCCUCCAGGAAAACCACUGGUCCCGCUGAAGCCCAUGGUGGUCCAAAAUCUGGCGACAAACUCAUGAAACUUGCUAAGGGUAAAGAGCUUGAGCUUGGAGAAAAAAGAAGGGAAGCAGCGUUGCCUGCGAGGGGCGCGGAUACACCUCCAUUAGCGUCUCCUGCACCUGCUUAUAGGCCCCACAAUGCGCCAGGCCCAAAGGGAGUGAAGGGCCAUAUUUUAUCACACGACUUUGGCAAGCUCUCUCUUUCAAGGCAUAACAAUGCCGCCAACGGUGGUGAGAACUCGAAUGGCUCUCAAGAGUCCAUCAUAAGCGAGGAGGGAUCCGUCCCUAAGCCUGAUCAUCAAAGAAAGUCAUCUGGCAAAAGAUCCCCAAACGCGGAAUCUGGGACCGAAGGGAGCGACAGGGAAUUAUAUGACCCCGAAAGGUUAGAAGAGGAAAGCUCUAUUGAUAAUGAGCUCUCGAGGGAUCCAAACCAUGUUAGACGCGUUAAGAGUCUACAGCGUCAGAAAUCCGGAACAUCAGCAGCAUCCCGCUCGAGGUCAAUGUCACUCAGCUCUCGAUACAGAGCCCGGUCCCCUACCCAUACGGCGAGCCCCCUUGAUGAGCACUUUGAAUCCGAAUGCAAAUGCGUUCUUUCUACAGAGAAGUUUAAGUUAUAUGAGGACGGUCAUCACGAGCAUACUUUGAAAGUAACACCAAUUGUUUUGGAAACUCAUGACGAUGACGGGAAGGGAAAAUCCAUGUUCUCGCUAUCAGGGUUUUUCAAGGGCCAUAAAGAAGAUGAAAAGCUUGAGAGUGCUCUCUCGCUCCUGCCGAGGGCAAAUUUUGAUUUCCGCAAGCGGCUCAGUAGAAUCCUUGAUGAAGAGUUAAAUGACUCCAGUAGUGAGCCUGAAGAUGAGCAACAGAAAAAGGUCCCCAAGCCUGUCAACCCAAACGCAGCUAUUGGAACCGAAGAACUGCGCCUGAUAAACAAAAUAUCCAGAAAAAUUCACGAUGGCGGUGGCAAAGAGACCAGUGUAGAAGGUGCAAUGGCUAAGAAAAAUUAUACGCUCUUUCAAAAAUAUGGUAAACCAGUGGACAUAAUAGGACAGGGUGCGUACGGAGUAGUAAAGGUUUGCUGCAUCGAUAUAUCAAGUCUCGAAGACGAGAGAUCUUUGGAUGAAACCUAUUCUAAUGGCCAAAAGUUGUUUUAUGCUGUUAAAGAAUUGAAGCCUAAGAACGAUGAAGCCAGAGAAAAGUUUGGUACAAGGCUGACAUCCGAGUUCAUUAUUGGUCACUCCCUGAGUCAAAGAGGUAAUUCAACCCAGAAGGCACACCCCAAUAUCCUUAAAAUGCUAGACCUUAUGCAAACCAACGACGGAUUUGUGGAGGUUUUAGAGUUUUGCCCUUCAGGCGAUCUCUACAGUCUUUUGUCUUCAACCUCAAAGAAGGGACUGCAUCCACUGGAAGCCGACUGCUUUAUGAAACAACUUCUGCAUGGUGUACAGUACAUGCAUGAUCACGGUAUCGCGCAUUGUGACUUGAAGCCUGAAAACAUACUGUUUGGCCCUAAUGGCACGUUGAAGAUCUGCGAUUUUGGUACAAGCUGUGUAUUCCAGACAGCAUGGGAAAAGCAGGUCCACUUCCAGACAGGCGCUGUUGGCUCAGAGCCAUACGUAGCACCUGAAGAAUUUAUCGCCGAGAGAGAAUAUGAUCCCAGAUUGGUAGACUGCUGGAGUUGUGGUGUUAUUUACUGUACAAUGGUGCUAGGCCAUUACUUAUGGAAAAUCCCGUUGGUCGACAAAGACUCCGUUUAUAGGUCUUUUGUCGAGGAAGUCCGUGCUAACAGAGAAUUUGUUGCUUUCGAGGAGCUCAAGCAUGUUAAUGCAGAGGUAAACCGCUGCAGAAAGCUAUGUUUGUAUGCUGUGUUCCAAUGGAACCCAGAUAAAAGGACCAGCAUAGAAAAGCUACUGCAUAGCAACUGGAUGAAAAGAACGCGCUGUUGCGUAAAUUACAAGACAAUGAAAUAA